This is a messenger RNA of Camelina sativa (false flax), 1815 nucleotides long. Its product is annotated as putative N-acetyl-gamma-glutamyl-phosphate reductase, chloroplastic. Gene Ontology annotation, biological process: L-arginine biosynthetic process. Gene Ontology annotation, molecular function: N-acetyl-gamma-glutamyl-phosphate reductase (NADP+) activity; NAD binding; NADP+ binding. Lineage: Eukaryota; Viridiplantae; Streptophyta; Magnoliopsida; Brassicales; Brassicaceae. The record is from RefSeq and is a predicted model, not a curated record.
UUCUGUUCUUUGUUUUUGCGUUCCACAAUCUUUGUCGUCCGACUCCGACGAAGUCAGUGGACGAAGAGUUUAGUGGGGUAUUUUGAUUUUACUGCAAUAAUUGUAUCCUUUUCUUUUCUUUUUAGCAUUGAGUGUUUUGAGAAAUUGUUUUGAUGGAAAGGAUAUGAGAUUAGGGUUCUAUCUCAAUCUCAGUUUACAUUGAAGAGAAGCCAAGAUAAAAAAAAAAAAAAAAAAAAAAAAUGUUUNCGUAUACAUACGUCCGAUUCUGGCAUUUGCUAUUUUGCAUAAUUGAAUCAAAAGAAUGAGUACUGCGUCGGCUUUUAGUUCAAUUUGCUUCGAACGAGGAUGUUGGUUCCAGGGGGGAAGGAAGAUUCGUGUAGCGGAUAAGCGAGUCAAUAAGCUUACUUUGGGAUCCCAUGUGGCUUCUUUAUCUUCAAAGAGCUUCAGAGUUUCAGCCAAUAGCUCUGCUAAACCAGAAAAGGAUAUUCGGAUUGGUCUUCUUGGUGCUAGUGGCUACACUGGUGCUGAGAUCGUCAGGCUUCUUGCAAAUCAUACGCAUUUCCAGGUCACUCUGAUGACUGCUGAUAGAAAAGCUGGCCAGUCAAUGGAAAGCGUUUUCCCGCACCUGAGAGCUCAAAAACUACCUAGAUUGAUCUCGGUGAAGGAUGCAGAUUUUUCUACUGUGGACGCUGUAUUCUGCUGUUUGCCUCAUGGAACAACACAGGAAAUCAUCAAGGAACUGCCCAGCGCGUUAAAAAUUGUUGACCUUUCAGCGGACUUCCGGCUGCGUAAUAUUUCAGAAUACGAAGAAUGGUAUGGUCAACCACACCAGGCAGUAGAGUUACAGAAAGAAGUUGUGUAUGGUCUAACAGAGAUUCUAAGGGAGGACAUAAAAAAGGCACGCCUUGUAGCUAACCCAGGCUGUUACCCGACUUCGAUUCAACUUCCUCUUGUUUCUUUAAUGAAGGCAAAUCUCAUCAAACAUGAAAACAUUAUUAUCGACGCAAAAUCUGGUGUUAGUGGAGCAGGACGUGGUGCGAAGGAGGCAAAUCUUUACUCUGAGAUAGCUGAAGGCAUUUCUUCUUAUGGUGUCACACGACAUCGCCAUGUUCCUGAAAUUGAACAGGGAUUAUCUGAUGUUGCACAAUCAAAAGUAACAGUCAGUUUUACGCCGCAUCUCAUGCCAAUGAUCCGCGGAAUGCAAUCAACUAUAUAUGUGGAAAUGGCACCUGGGGUUACAACUGAAGACUUACACCAGCAAUUGAAGACGUCUUAUGAGGAUGAAGAAUUUGUCAAAGUGUUGGAUAAAGGAGUAGUUCCUCGGACACACAACGUUAGAGGAUCCAACUAUUGUCAUAUGAAUGUCUAUCCUGAUCGAAUCCCUGGAAGAGCUAUCAUAAUCUCAGUGAUUGAUAAUCUGGUGAAAGGAGCUUCGGGACAAGCGUUGCAGAAUCUUAACAUAAUGUUGGGAUAUCCCGAAACAACGGGACUCCUACAACAGCCACUUUUCCCUUGAGUUAUUCCAAAUUCCCGCUUUAAAACGAUGACAAACCUGAAGCUGUUUGGGACGGCAUUGUGGAGCAUAAAUAGGGUUAUUAUAAAGACAAAAAAGCUCUUCUCUUCUCAUUACAAACAAAAGGUUUUGUUGUAUGUUAGUUAUUUAAGUUGAACAAUAAUCUUUUCUCUUGUUUAAUUUAUUGUCUUCUUGGAAUAAAUAUGUAUCUUCAAUGUGAGUUCGAACUGGUCUGGUUCAAUAGACAUAGGUUCAAGAUGCUUUUAAAACCAUGCAUAUCAAUAAAGCGUGUAUAAGCCUCA